Suillus discolor is the source of this 399-nucleotide messenger RNA. RefSeq lists its product as uncharacterized. Lineage: Eukaryota; Fungi; Basidiomycota; Agaricomycetes; Boletales; Suillaceae. The record is from RefSeq and is a predicted model, not a curated record. The coding region runs from base 1 to 399 and encodes 132 amino acids. The transcript has 3 exons.
AUGCUUGUCACCGUGGUAAACACUUGCGACCAAGAAGAACUUGAGGAGUCUGAUGAGGACAAAGUUGUUUUACGAGUAGUCCGCCACGAAGAGGCGAGGCGAAAGAUUGCAGUUGGAAGGGUGAAAAUUGCCAUACGGCACGCUAGCAUUGGAGAGGGCAUUAAAGAUGCCAUUUCCAACUUCGAGGACGCGUACAUGGAAGUCAGACAUCGAAACGAGCGGCUCCCUCCAGAACUUUUCAAUGCCGAAGAGGCAAAAGCUUUCCUGGCUCGAGCACAAUCUGGGUCGGUACCGACAACCCUAGCAGACAUCGUCGAGCCCCCUGUAUCUCCGGGUGCAGACAGCGUUGGAGUGGACACUUCGAUGUCGUCUGGAUUGGGGCCUUACCCAGUCCCUUGA